Pestalotiopsis fici W106-1 is the source of this 720-nucleotide messenger RNA. RefSeq lists its product as uncharacterized. NCBI's taxonomy places the organism in Eukaryota, Fungi, Ascomycota, Sordariomycetes, Amphisphaeriales, Sporocadaceae. The coding region runs from base 1 to 720 and encodes 239 amino acids. The record is from RefSeq and is a predicted model, not a curated record. The transcript has a single exon.
AUGUUGAAAGCCACCAAAGCCCCCGCGUCUUUCGCUCAGUUCGCAAAGUUCCCACUUGAGCUGCGGGUGCUAGUUUGGAAAUAUACUUUGCCAAGCAUUGGGCCAGCAAUAUACCCUUAUCGCACUGGACUCUGGGAUACUCGCCUAAUUGAUGAGGGUGAUCCUCGUUUCAGUGUCAUGAAUCACAACUUGGAAAUGUUUUAUCAGCAUGAGUAUUUGCACAACGGCGCGCAAACCGAAGUUCCUACGCUUUUGGUCAAUCACGAAUCUCAUGCAGUCGCUCGAGCCUGGCUUCGCGACCAACAUUACCAAUUAUUUCGUGAUGGAGAUAGGGCACCCGAGGCAACCGGCGAUCCCAAGAACUGGACAUUUAAGCGUCUUUCCGACCCUGACCUGGAUAUCAUAUAUGUUGCUCCGGAAAGAUUUAUUGAUUUUCUUUCCGAGGAGGAAAACCGGACAAUGGACAACGAUUUAAUUCAUAUAAACCCCCUACCGUCUAGGUGUAAUUAUCGCACCACGUUUGACUACAGAGUACUCAUGGAUUCGGAAGUGGCCUUUGACGACCUCGUCGGCGGCCGGCGCCAUGACAUAGAAAGCUUUUCCGUUAUUAUGCAGGACUCACCCAGAAGUGUCAAUGUCGCAUCUUCUGGUUGGUGGGACCUCGAACUUACUAUAAAGGACACUUUUACUAUGAUAUGGAUCGGGCUCGCAUCCGGCUAA